AUGGACAUGAUCAAUGUUGCAUGCAGAAGAGCAGCAGAUGUAGACAGGGAUCAUGGUGUCACCAGUGGAAGGCCUGCAGAGGAACAACCACUCUCAGCCACUGAGGAAUUCCUGGUGAACCUAAGCACACACAACAGCUUCCAGGCAUCCAUCACACCGUACAUUGUUGAUUUGGGUACCACAGUUUCCAUGGCAGUGAAGUGUGGAGGUGUGGCAGGUAUCGGACAAGGCUGUGGUCCUGCUCCUGGUAAGAACAGCACAGUUUUGUUAUACAUAUUUAUUAUUGAGCCAUACCAGAAUCUUCAGGCAAUGAUUUUUGCAAUAAAUGAACUGAAUAAUAAUCCUCAAAUUCUACCAAACCUCACACUUGGAUUUAAGAUGUUUGAUUCCUGCCUUUCAGAAGUCAGAGCUCUUGCUGGAGUCUUUUGGAUGUUAUCUGGGGUAGAGAAGGACAUUCCCAAUUAUGAAUGUCAGCAUCGCCCUCCAUUACAUGGCAUUGUUGGAGAUUUCCAGUCAAAUACUGCACUUCCCAUAGCAAGAGUUUUGGGACUGUAUGGAUACCCACAGGUUGGUUAUGGUUCUACAAUUGAAAUUUUGAGUGACAAACUACAGUUUCCAUCAUAUCUUCGCACAAUGCCAAAUGACAAAUUUCAGCCCCCAGUCUUAGCACAUUUAGUCAGACAUUUUAGUUGGAACUGGGUUGGAAUUAUAGCUUCAGAUAAUGAUUAUGGCCUCACGGGAAGUCAGAACCUGAAAAAAAUGUUGGCUACUAUUGGUGUGUGCGUUGCUUUCACAGAACUCAUUCCUUUGAGCAGCUCCAGACAACAAGUACUACGUACCGCCAAUACAGUUAAAAAAUCUUCUGCCUCUGUUGUCAUUGUCUAUUCAACCAGGAUGGAGCUUUUACCUUUAAUGGAAGAAAUUUCUAGACAAGACGUUAAAGGAAAAUUCUGGAUAGCCACUAUCAGCUGGAUAAUUUCCACAGUUUUCUCAAAUAAGGAAACAUGGGGAACUUUGAAUGGCACCUUAGGGCUUGCAAUUCACAGAGGUGAAAUUGCAGGAUUCAGUGAUUUCCUUCACUCGCUUCACCCUUCUACAUCUUCAGAUGAUAUUUACAUAAAAUCAUUUUGGGAGGAAGCAUUUGACUGCUACUGGCCAACUGAUGAAGCUGGCAAAGAGUCAAUGAAAGGGGGCAAAAUGAUUGUCCCUUGCACAGGAAAAGAAGAACUGGAAAGCUAUGACCUCUCUAAAUUUAAUUUAUUUGACUUCAGAUUUGCUUACAAUAGCUACAAGGCAGUAUAUGCCAUUGCACAUAGUUUAUAUAAUGUAGUCACUUGUAAACCCAACAGUGGCCCAUUUGUUAAUAAAACAUGUGCUAACAUUAAAGAUCUUAAGCCGUGGCAGCUUCUUUUUUAUAUCAAAAAUGUAUUUUUCAACACCACUGAUGGAGAGGAGGUGUUCUUUGAUACAAAUGGAGACACACCUGUGAUGUAUGACAUGUUAAACUGGCAGGCAGCCCCUGACAAAAGUACUUCAAAGUACAUACAUGUUGGAUACUUUAACUCUCGUGCUCCUACAGGAAACGAUAUACUCAUUAAUGAAAGCUUGAUUAUAUGGAGUGGGGGAACUACAAAGCCGCAGGGUGAACGGAUAUCUUCAUCACAGAUAUUAGUACAAUGGCAGACAAAGUUUUCCAAAAUCCCACGAUCAGUCUGCAGUGAGUCCUGCCCUCCUGGAACAAGGAAAGCUGUUCGCAGGGGAGAGCCAAUCUGCUGUUUUGACUGCAUCCCAUGUUCUAAAGGGGAGAUUAACAAUCAGACUGAUGCCAGUAACUGCUUAAGAUGUUUACAAGAUCAGUGGCCAAAUCACAACCUGACUCUCUGCAUCCAAAAGUCAGUGAACUUUCUUUCCUAUGAAGAACCAUUGGGACUAACCCUGACAACAGUUGCAUUUGUGUUCUCCUCAGUAUGUGCUUCAGUCUUAUACCUCUUUGUGAAGUACCGGGAUACUCCGAUUGUGAAAGCCAAUAACCGCAAUCUGAGUUACCUAAUUCUCAUAUCCUUGUUUCUCUGCUUCCUGUCUUCUCUGAUAUUCAUUGGUAGACCCAAACAACUCCCUUGUCUAUUCCGACAAACUGCUUUUGGAACAAUAUUCUCAGUGUGCGUGUCUGGAGUUUUGGCCAAAACUGUUACAGUGGUUAUUGCCUUUAAAGCUACAAAACCUGACAGUAAUUUAAGGAAUUAUGUGGGGCCAAAGACACCAUACUCCAUUGUCUUUGGUGGGUCAUUUCUUCAAAUCUCUAUAUGUACUAUAUGGUUAGCAAGAGAGCCUCCUUUUCCAGAGAUGAACAUGAAAACUGAAGACGGGAAAAUUGUAAUGGAAUGCAAUGAAGGUUCAGUAACCAUGUUCUAUAUUAUGCUUGGAUAUCUAGGCAUCCUAGCAAGUGUCAGCUUUAUUGUUGCCUUUCUAGCAAGAACUUUGCCAGACAUUUUUAACGAAGCUAAAUUUAUCAGUUUCAGCAUGAUUGUGUUUGUUACUGUUUGGUUGUCUUUCAUCCCGGCAUACCUCAGCACCACAGGAAAAUAUAUGGUAGCUGUGGAGAUAUUUGCCAUCUUGGCAUCAGGUACUGGUAUAAUUGUUUGCAUAUUUUUCCCAAAAUGCUACAUCAUUCUUCUCAGACCAAGCUUGAAUACAAGAGGACAAGUAAUGGGUAACAAAAGCUCUAUAAAGAACCUAUAG
Protopterus annectens (West African lungfish) is the source of this 2739-nucleotide messenger RNA. RefSeq names its product extracellular calcium-sensing receptor-like. The transcript has 10 exons. The record is from RefSeq and is a predicted model, not a curated record. NCBI's taxonomy places the organism in Eukaryota, Metazoa, Chordata, Ceratodontiformes, Protopteridae. Gene Ontology annotation, biological process: G protein-coupled receptor signaling pathway. Gene Ontology annotation, molecular function: G protein-coupled receptor activity. The coding region runs from base 1 to 2739 and encodes 912 amino acids. Gene Ontology annotation, cellular component: membrane.